Molecule: messenger RNA, 1050 nt
Organism: Didymodactylos carnosus
Lineage: Eukaryota; Metazoa; Rotifera; Eurotatoria; Philodinida; Philodinidae
Source: the annotation of a GenBank genome assembly
AUGGCUAAUUCAAAGCAUACAACUCCACGUGAACUGUCUACCUAUACACGACAUAGUGAUCGUUCAAAAACUAAUGAACACAAAACGAGACAACAAGAUUCGGAGUUAAAAGAACAUCAAGACAAAGAGAAAGAGAAAGAUGAUGAUCAACAUCAAUUUGAUAUAGAAAAUUUUCAAAUGAAACGAUUUAUUUCACCUAGUGAAGAUAUGGUGUAUCUUAAUGUUGGCGGCGAACAAUUUGUCACAUUAAAAUCAACGCUAACCUAUAUUCCAAAUACUGUACUGACUCUUCUCUGUUCGCCACAAUGGGAAGAAAAAAUACCAAAAGAUAAACAUGGCCAUAUCUUUCUUGAUUGUGAUCCAAUAUCGUUCAAACAUUUACUAUCGCAAUUGAGAGAAUGGUCAUGUAGUCAUAAAUCAAAGAAUCAUAAAAAAGUGUUCGAUUCACCACUCAAUGAUCCAAAAGGUUUUCGAAAUUUAUGUCGACAACUAGGAUUUGAUCAGAAAUACGUUGAUGGCAUCUAUAGACAAGACCGUUUCAAUAAAGUAUGUGGAAAUGCUAUUUUAGAAGAUAAUGGACUGAUUGCUACUCAAAUAAUUAAUUAUCAUCAUUAUUGUGAGAUACGUGGCACGAACGUCUACUCAACUGGUAUUCAUCGUUUACAACUGAAAAUUGAACGGCGACGACGAAGUCGAGCUCUAAAUAAUGGAAAUGAUUGGAUAUUUAUCGGUAUCAUAUGGUCAUCAACGCCGAUGCAAGAACGUUCAUUUGAUUCUCCAACAGCUUACGGUUGGGCAGGACAAAAACAAGUUUAUCUAAAAGGAAAUGUUGCAAAUAUAGAAGGAUACGGUGGAUGGGAUAGUGAUCUAUGUGAAAAUGAUACUGUUGAACUCAUUAUGAAUUGUAAUGAGAAAAAGAUACAAUUGUUUAAUCAACGUACAAACAAACUCUACGAAAUACUUAUAGAUAUAGUCACUGGCUGUCCCUUUCCAUGGCAAUUACACGUUAAUCUUUAUUAUCCAGAUGAUCUUUUACGAAUUUUAACAUGA